CACGACGUCUAUAUAAGCGUGGGUGCGCCAUUGCUCGCCCUUUUCGGUCGGGAUUGCGGGACCGUCGGGUGCGUCCUUCCAUCGCCAUGAGGCUCUUUCGGUGUAUGAUUUCGGGAGAUGAGAUGUUCUCCGACAUCUACAAGAUCAAGGAAGGCCCGAAGGGUAUUACUUACGAGGUGGAGGGGAAGUAUAUUAGCAGAACGGAAGGAGGGAUUGAUGACUCGUUAAUUGGUGGCAAUGCUUCCCAAGAAUGUCCUACUGAACAGUCCGAUGCUCUAACGGUCAGUGGAGUUGACAUUAUCUUGAAUCACCAUCUCAAAGAAACUUAUUUCAACAAAAAUGAUUACAGAAAUUACAUAAAGGAAUACAUGAAACGCCUGAAAGAAAAAAUUGAGAAAGAAAACCCAGAAGCGUUGGAAAAUUUUACUGACAGUGCUAAGGUGGUUGUUGGAGAUAUUCUAAAACACUUUGCAGACUAUAAGUUUUAUGUAGGUGAGAGUAUGGAUGUCGAUGGAAUGGUUGGAUUACUAAAUUACCGUUCUGAUGGUACUCCAUAUAUGGUUUUCUUCAAGGAUGGUUUGGAAAUUGAGAAAUGUUAAAUCUGCCUGCAACUCAUCAUGUUGAAUUUGUCAAUCACAAUGACUUAAUGUUCAUAUUACCUGCAAUAAACUUGGAACUGGUAUCA
This is a messenger RNA of Mobula hypostoma (lesser devil ray), 685 nucleotides long. It is a transcript of the gene tpt1, whose product is annotated as tumor protein, translationally-controlled 1. Gene Ontology annotation, cellular component: cytoplasm. The record is from RefSeq and is a predicted model, not a curated record. Gene Ontology annotation, molecular function: calcium ion binding. Lineage: Eukaryota; Metazoa; Chordata; Chondrichthyes; Myliobatiformes; Myliobatidae. The transcript has 6 exons. The coding region runs from base 87 to 599 and encodes 170 amino acids.